Pogonomyrmex barbatus (red harvester ant) is the source of this 832-nucleotide messenger RNA. RefSeq lists its product as uncharacterized. NCBI's taxonomy places the organism in Eukaryota, Metazoa, Arthropoda, Insecta, Hymenoptera, Formicidae. The record is from RefSeq and is a predicted model, not a curated record.
CAUGACAAUUUUGGUAGACAAUCGACCGGUUCUUUUAGUGCACGUCAUGGAUUUUAUUGCCGAACCAACAAGAAAUCAGGUGAUACCCCGUAGGUACUGAGAAGUACAAUGUAACGUAAUACAGUUAUCCGCUUUGGAAGGUCCAGUGGAGAAAGAACGGGCCGUAAGUAAGUAAAUUUUGCAGGCUUCUUCUCCGAUCUCAAUGGAAGGAGAGAAACGGAGCUAUUCUACUUUUCCCUCCGUCGUAUCGACUGGCAUUUCUCUGACACUGGGAUAAGGAACACACAUUCAUGGCAUUGUGGCUUCGAAAUGCCACGAAGGAUCAGGAGAAAAUAUAUGUGCGUUUAUAUACCUAUCUACCCACAUAUACACAGCAACGGACUAUUCACUCCGACGACGACGACGACGACGACGACGACGAUGGGCGACGAGGAAGAAGCGCCUAGUGGAAGGUCGCGCCUUUAUGCGCGUCCACUUUGUGCUGUCUGGCCGCGAAUGGGAAACGAAGGAAUCGGCGGAAUGAGAUCCUUGGAUACGGAGCCAACGCCAGACGUGGCCAAGCAAAAUAUGGCGCCGCGGGAUAAUCCAGCGAGCGCAAAAAGAACUCGAGAGCUCGCGCAAUGUAUCUGCAUUACUGCGCGGUGCUUGCCGAGUCAUGCUAAAAUAAGCGUUUUCGUGCGUGCAAAGGACUCUUAGAAUUAAGAAUAUUUUAACAUUAGCUAAAACAACUAUAUUUCUUUAUUUUCUGUUUGCUUUUAUCGACUCUCAUAAAGAAUUGCUCCAUUUAUCGAUUAUUAUUGUUAAAAGUUAAAAAUUAAAUUAUUGAAAGCAG